CCAGCUCCGGCCCGCUUCCAAAGGCGCCACCACCAAUCCUCCUCGUGCUUGCCGAUGUCCGGGCGGUAGAGGAAAGCGGCACCGGUGCUCCGGCCAUGGCCUCUCGCCCCCUCUGCCCAUGACCCCAUGCUAUUCUUCUACUCCUACCAACGCCCCAGCCACAUGCGUCGUCGUCCUCCCUCUCCCAACUUGAUCCCCGCGUCGCCAAUGCUCGCGUGCCAUGACCAGCGCACGGGGGCAAGCCUGAUGAGCUACUAGAUAGAGCUGACUGCUAUUCUGAGCUAGCACAGGUAUUGCUAGCUACCAAGCUCUGCUCCCGCCAUAGCUCUAGCGGAGACGUUGGUGAGCGGCUAGGUAGUAGUGCCUGAGUUCUUGGCGGCUUGGCAUUGCGGCAGCCGCCGGCGGGCCGGGACCGGGGAGCUAGCUUAGGGAGAUUUCUUGUCGAUCGAUCGUCUAUGGUGACGGCGAAGGAGGCCGCGGCGGCCAUGGACGCGAGCAAGUACGUGCGGUACACGCCGGAGCAGGUGGAGGCGCUGGAGCGGCUCUACUACGAGUGCCCCAAGCCGAGCUCGCUGCGCCGCCAGCAGCUCGUCCGCGACUGCCCCGUCCUCGCCAACGUCGACCCCAAGCAGAUCAAAGUCUGGUUCCAGAACCGCAGGUGCCGGGAGAAGCAGCGGAAGGAGUCGUCGCGGCUUCAGGCGCUGAACCGGAAGCUGACGGCCAUGAACAAGCUGCUCAUGGAGGAGAACGACCGCCUGCAGAAGCAGGUCUCGCAGCUCGUCUACGAGAACGGCUACUACCGCCAGCAGACGCAGAGCGUACGUGUCGAUCUCUCUCGUGUCCUCCCUCUCACAUCUUCUUCUUCUUCUUCGCACUGCAAACCAACUCCCCGUCCUCAGCCGCCGGCGACGUUGCAGGCGGGGCUGACGACGACGGACACGAGCUGCGAGUCAGUGGUCACCAGCGGCCACCAGAACGUGGCGGCGGCGCAACCGCAGGCGGCUCAGCCGCGCGACGCGAGCCCUGCUGGGUUGAUGUCCAUAGCGGAGGAGACAUUGACGGAGUUUCUGUCCAAGGCCACCGGGACCGCCGUCGAGUGGGUCCAGAUGCCUGGGAUGAAGCCUGGUCCGGAUUCCAUUGGAAUCAUUGCCAUCUCGCAUGGUUGCGCGGGUGUCGCUGCGCGGGCUUGCGGCCUCGUGGGCAUGGAGCCUGCGAAAGUUGCUGAAAUCCUCAAGGAUCGCCCGUUGUGGCUACGCGAUUGCCGUUCCAUGGAAGUGGUGAAUGUUCUGCCUGCCGGUAACAAUGGCACAAUUGAGCUUCUCUACAUGCAGUUCUAUGCCCCCACCACACUGGCACCAGCUCGAGACUUCUGGCUGUUGCGGUACACCUCCAUUCUUGAUGAUGGGAGUUUAGUGGUGUGUGAAAGGUCGCUCAGUAGCAAGCAAGGUGGCCCAAGCAUGCCUCUUGUCCAGCCUUUUAUCAGGGGUGAGAUGCUUCCUAGUGGGUUCUUGAUCCGGCCUAGCGAUGGUGGAGGAAGUAUCAUACACAUAGUUGAUCAUAUGGACUUAGAGCCUUGGAGCGUGCCUGAAGUUGUGCGUCCACUUUACGAAUCCUCUGCAAUGGUUGCCCAGAAGACGUCUAUGGCGGCUUUGCGCUAUCUUAGGCAGGUUGCGCAUGAAGAUACCCAUUCUGUAAUAACUGGAUGGGGACGGCAGCCUGCUGCUUUAUGGGCUCUGAGCCAAAAGCUCACCAGAGGUUUCAAUGAAGCUCUCAAUGGGCUUGCAGAUGAUGGAUGGUCUGUGAUUGAAAGUGAUGGUGUUGAUGAUGUUUGUAUCUCAGUAAACUCAUCCCCGAGUAAAGUUAUCAACUGCAAUGCAGCUUUCAAUAAUGGACUGCCCAUAGUCAGUAGCAGUGUUCUUUGUGCAAAGGCAUCUAUGCUGCUGCAGGAUGUUUCUCCACCAGCGCUCCUACGGUUUAUGAGGGAACAACGGUCACAGUGGGCUGACAGUAGUUUAGAUGCAUUCUUUGCUUCUGCAAUGAAACCUAAUUUCUGCAAUUUGCCUAUGUCUCGCCUUGGAGGAUUCAGUGGUCAGGUCAUACUUCCUUUAGCCCACACAUUUGACCCUGAAGAAUUCCUCGAAGUCAUCAAAUUAGGAAAUGCCAGUACUUACCAAGAUGCACUCAUGCAUCGUGAUCUGUUUCUGUUGCAGAUGUACAACGGUGUAGAUGAGAACACUGUAGGCACAUGUUCAGAGCUCAUCUUUGCACCCAUAGAUGCAUCAUUCAGCGAUGACUCCCCGCUCCUGCCGUCCGGUUUCCGCAUCAUUCCCAUCGACUCUCCUCUUGACACAUCUAGCCCCAAGUGCACGUUGGACCUUGCCUCCACCCUCGAGGUUGGCACGCCCCGGAGCCGGAUAUCCGGCAGUGGUUCCGGGAACGCAGCUUGCGCCAGCUCCAAGGCCAUCAUGACGAUCGCGUUCCAGUUUGCCUUCGAGAGCCACCUGCAGGACAGUGUUGCAACCAUGGCCAGGCAGUACAUGCGCAGCAUCAUCACGUCGGUUCAGAGGAUCGCGCUGGCACUCUCAUCUUCGCGCCUUGUUCCUCAGGUCGGUGGCAUCAGCCACGCUCCUGCCGCCGCCUCAGCUACUCCGGAGGCAGCCACGCUCUCCAGAUGGAUUUGCCAGAGUUACAGGUUUCAUUUUGGGUCUGAGCUCAUUAAAUCUGCUGAUGCCAAUGGCUGCGAAGCAGGGCUAAAAGCACUUUGGCAUCAUGCCAGCGCUAUACUCUGCUGCUCACUAAAGGCCAUGCCGGUGUUCACGUUCGCGAACCAGUCCGGGCUGGACAUGCUGGAGACGACGCUGGUGGCGCUCCAGGACAUCACCCUGGAGAAGGUGCUGGACGACCAGGGGAGGAGGAGCCUGUGCGCGGAGCUCCCCGGCGUCGUGGAGCAGGGGUUCGCGUGCAUCCCCGGUGGCCUGUGCGUGUCGGGGCUCGGCCGGCCGGUGUCGUACGAGAAGGCGCUGGCGUGGAAGGUGCUCGACGACGACAGCGGCGCGCACUGCAUCUGCUUCAUGUUCGUUAACUGGUCCUUCGUUGCAUCAACGAUGUAGGCCGCUUGGAAGGGAAUCGCACGCGCUGGAUUCACACAUUACGGGGGUGUAAAAUGUUUUUUUUUUGGUUUGGGCAAAGAAGAAUGUAAAAUGGUCGAAGAAUCUGAAUAGUGUUGUACUGUAUUUUGCACGAAUGGAGACGGAUUUUGUUCAAUGCACUUACCAUCUUGCAUCUCC
Panicum virgatum (switchgrass) is the source of this 3287-nucleotide messenger RNA. Its product is annotated as homeobox-leucine zipper protein HOX29-like. The record is from RefSeq and is a predicted model, not a curated record. Bases 456 to 3110 code for a protein of 884 amino acids. The transcript is spliced from 16 exons. Gene Ontology annotation, molecular function: DNA-binding transcription factor activity; DNA binding; lipid binding. NCBI's taxonomy places the organism in Eukaryota, Viridiplantae, Streptophyta, Magnoliopsida, Poales, Poaceae.